AUGAUUUCGUCUUAAAAUUUUGAAAGCGACCCUUAUACUCUAAUCAGUACUAAAAGAUAAAUAUUUGGUUCUGAAAAUGAAUCGAAUUUACAUAAGAUAAAUAAACAGCAAUCCCUAGCCGAUUAAGGUGAUAAUUUAAGCCAAGAAAAGUAAUUAAUUUCAUUGUAUGAAAACAGCAGAAAUAUAAACUUUAUUGAGUUGAUUUAAUCUAGAAGUUCUAUGAUUCCAACCGUUAAAGUACUAUCUCCUAGGAAUGACUAGAUUUUGUAAAACGAAGAUGGGUUUUAUAUGUAAUCCAGCAUGCAUUUCAAUGAAAGUUUGAAUAAAACUUGGAAGAAGGGAGGAUUGAAAAUUAUAAAAUAUGUUGCUAGAUUCAUAUAUUAACUCAAAACUAAAGCAGAUAAACUAAAGAUUAAGUUGAUGAAUUAAGAGAUAUUCCUUAAAUUGGGCGAUAAAAGCGGUGAUUUUGAAAAUUUCAAAUAAGGCAAUCAAAAAUACAUAUUAAAUGGUUUAAUAUGUCAAAUAUUUAAUAAGAUAAUUUUCUAAACUCUUUCAUUCUGGAAUUUUAUCAGCCAAUAUUUAAAUAAAAUAGGGAUAAUAUAUCCUGAAAGUACAUUUAAGAUUUUUUGGGACACAGUAGUAGUGUGUUUCAUCGUUAUCAAUAUAUUUUAUAUUCCGAUGAGUCUAAGUUUUGAACUGGAUAAAUCAAGCCAAAUUUCAACCCUAUUAUUCGAAACCAUUCCAAGUUAUAUAUUUAUUGUUGAAAUUCUUCUCAACUUUAACACUGCCUUUUACAGUCAAGGAAUCAUUCACACCAAUCGUAGCGAUAUAUUUUUUCAUUACAUUUCAAACAACUUUAUUUGGGAUCUGCUAAUAGCAAUACCCUUUAUUUUGGCCUAAUUUAACAUCCCUUACAUUCAAUUUAUAUUGCUAUUGCGUAUAGCAAGAGUGAGAUCAAUGAUACAGAAUGUAGAAGAUUUGUUGAAUGCUAAAGAAGAAGUUCAGGCAGUGAUCGAAUUAGGAAAACUAGUAUAUUUUUUGGUUUUAGUCGCUCACAUGUGUAGUUGUGGCUGGCACCUAUUGGGAAGAAUCGAAUAUGAAGUGUAUCAAGAUGAAAACAGUUGGCUCAUUUAUUACGGCCAUUAUCAUCAGGAAUGGUAUGAUAGAUACAUAGUAUCCUUAUAUUGGAGCGUUAUAACAACUUUGACUGUUGGUUAUGGAGAUAUUGUACCUUAAACUUCGAUUGAAAGACUUUAUGUAGUUGUGGUGGCUAUGGUGUUGUGUGGUGUUUUCGGUUAUAUCAUUUCCAUGAUUGGAGAAAUCUUAAAAACUUUAGGGGAGAAAAAGGCUUUAUUGAAAAAAUCGAUGAAAAAAGUCAAUCAAUAUAUUAAGUAGAAGCAAUUAAAUUUAUAACUGUCCUUGAAGGUUAGAAAAUACUUUGAGUUUAAACAUCAAAUAGAUGAAUAAUUGCAAGAGUAAGACGACUCUGUUUUAAAUAAAUUGAGUGGGUCGCUAAAAUAAGAAGUAUUAAUUGACAUUUAUAAACCAAUUUUAAUGAAAUCUAAAUUCUUAAAGGAGAAUGUUCCAGAAAACCUCAUUAAUAAUUUAUGUCAAAGAAUCAAAUAGGCUACUUUUGCUCCUGGCUAUGAAAUCGUUAAUGUCUAUGAUCCAGCUAAUAAAUUAAUAUUUAUUUUGGAUGGCCAAGUUAACAGUUACUUCAUUUCUAAAGGAUUUGAUGCUCUCUAAAAGAAUGAGAAAGAGGUCAACUCUGCUAUGAUGCAAAGAAAUUAUUAAAGAGGAGAUAUCAUAGGAGAAUUAGAGUUUAUUAUUAAUUCGUCUUAUCAAUUUUAUUUCAAAUCCCAGACCUUUUUAUCUAUUGUUUACAUUGAAAGAAAUGAUUUUUUACAAGUUAUUUCUGAAGAUGAAGAUUGUCGCUAAUUGUUCCAUUAAUUAAGGGAAAAGUUAACAUACUAAAAAACAUAUGGCAGAACUUGUGAUGUGUGCAAAUGGACUCAUAGAUAUAAGGAUUGUCCUUUUGUAUUUUAUCAAACCAAUAUUUAUAAAAUAGCUAGAAAUGCAAAUGCGAGUCAAAAUCAACAAAGACUUAAGUAUGAUAGAUUAAGAUAAGUUAAAAGAAAAUCCAAUUUGUCUGAUCAUCAGAAUAUCUUAAAUUAAGGCAUUGAUUUUAUUAUUAAUUUUGGAUACUUAAAUGAAGACUAAUUAAAUGAAUCAUAUCUCGUUUAACUAGGUUUUGAUAUUUAGGAAGUAUUUCAUGAAAAAUCCAACUAAUCUUAGGAUAGCUAGUCUUAAGAUUCUCACUAACCAGAUACUCAUUCUAUUGCCCCAAAAAAAGUGUCUUCUUAAUUUGAGAAAAUGAGAACAAGUUUUAUGAAUCAGAAGCUUAAAACUGGGUUAGGCUAAAAUGUUAAUAUUUUGAGAAAUUAAAAUUAAGAUGAUGAUUCAAAUGGAACAUUACAGAACCCUUAUGUUUCAUAUUAACGUAAUACUGAAAAUGAAUUUGAUCCUCGAGAUUAUUCUUAGUCUAAUGCAACUUUCAAUUAAUACAAUCUCACCAACAAUACAAUAAAAUAAGGAUCAAGUCCUUACACUCAAAAUAAUUUAAGAACUUCGGUAGUAAGAACAGAUACCAAUAUGCCUCUAAAGGGUAACCAUUAAUAAUAGCAUAACCAUCCUUCUGUGAAAAUUGCAAAUGGCAAUUAUUAUGUAGAGAAUGAGAAUGAUAAAAAUCAAUUCUAAGGAUAAUUGUAAACAAAUGGAACUAUAUUGUAUGCCCCAGAAAUCGACAUUGAUAAAAUGAAAAACUAUGAGUUAUACUUUCCAAAAUUUAAUGUAAUUGCUGUUUUAGAAGAUUUGAAGAAACAUUGUCACAAUCAAUUUAAUGAAAACAAAAGGAGAAAUAUUAAGGAAAAACUUAGGUCAAUCAGAUUGAACAAAUCUAUCAACAAGUGCUGUAAUUCUUCAUUCAAAAAUAUGGAUGAAAGUAUCUGA
Molecule: messenger RNA, 3009 nt
Organism: Paramecium tetraurelia
Lineage: Eukaryota; Ciliophora; Oligohymenophorea; Peniculida; Parameciidae
Exons: 3
Biological process (GO): potassium ion transmembrane transport; regulation of membrane potential
Cellular component (GO): membrane
Molecular function (GO): voltage-gated potassium channel activity
Source: RefSeq, a predicted model, not a curated record